Ostreobium quekettii is the source of this 1215-nucleotide messenger RNA. Lineage: Eukaryota; Viridiplantae; Chlorophyta; Ulvophyceae; Bryopsidales; Ostreobiaceae. The record is from the annotation of a GenBank genome assembly.
AUGGCGUCCGGCAGGACCGCCACGGGCGCAGCGCAAGGGCAGUACAGCGGGCUCGCGGCACUGGGCGCCUCUCCCCACCCCCCCAGGCCGCCCCGCUGCAGAUCGUGCCCCGCGCCGCGGUCCACGGCGUUUGAUGUCGAGCCGUCAGCGGCGCAGGGCGCCGCCGAUGGCGAUGAGCCGCUGCUGCUCAGGGCCGUCAAGGGGCAGGCGGUGGAGAGGCCCCCCGUGUGGAUGAUGCGGCAGGCUGGGAGAUACAUGAAGGCCUACCAGGACCUGUGCGUGAAGCAUCCCACCUUCAGGGAGCGAUCGGAGAACACCGAUCUUGCGGUGGAGAUAUCACUGCAGCCGUGGGAGGCUUUCCGGCCUGAUGGUGUCAUUCUUUUCUCUGACAUUCUUACUCCACUGCCAGGGAUGAACAUACCAUUUGACAUCGUGAAGGGAAAAGGACCGAUCAUCCAUGAACCCAUCCGAACGAUGGAGCAAGUCGAUGCGUUGACACCUCUUGACUCAGACAAGACAUGCCCAUUCGUUGGAGAAGCACUGCGCAGUCUCAGGAGUGCUGUCGGGAAUGAGGCGGCAGUCCUGGGGUUUGUGGGGGCACCAUUCACACUUGCUUCCUAUAUUGUGGAAGGAGGGUCAUCCAGGAACUACACGCACAUGAAGAGACUGGCCUUUGGGAGCCCAGAGGUCCUGAAAGCUCUUCUGCAGAAACUGGCCAAUAAUGUGGCGGAGUACGUCAAGUACCAGGCAGAUUGUGGGGCCCAGGCUGUCCAGAUUUUCGAUUCCUGGGCAUCUUCCUUGAGCCCUGCUGAUUUUGACGUCUUUGCAGGGCCUUACAUCAAGCAGAUUAUUGACAGCACCAGGGAGACUCACCCCCAACUACCCAUAAUCCUGUACAUUAGUGGGAGUGGUGGGCUCCUAGAGCGCAUGGCAGCCUGCAACCCUGAUGUCAUUUCCAUUGACCACAGCGUUGACAUGGCGGAUGCUUUGAAGAGGAUUGGGACUGGUUUUGCUGUGCAGGGAAAUUUGGACCCUGGAAUUUUGUUUGGGUCUCACAAGGUGAUUGAGGAACGCAUCCUUGAUGUUAUCAAGGCAGUGAAAUCGCAGGGCGUCCGGCACAUCAUGAACCUAGGCCAUGGUGUGCUGCCUGGGACGCCAGAGGACAACGUGAGACAUUACUUCGAAGUGGCAAAGAGUGUGCAACACGGAAUCUGA